This is a messenger RNA of Clunio marinus, 1797 nucleotides long. Lineage: Eukaryota; Metazoa; Arthropoda; Insecta; Diptera; Chironomidae. The record is from the annotation of a GenBank genome assembly.
AUGAAAGUGGAAGUCAUGAAGUGUGAAAUAUUUUUAAUCAUUUCCAUUCUUUCUUCGAUUGCCGGAGAAGAAAUUUCUUCAAAUGAAAUAAAAUGUGAAAAAUAUGAAGAAAUUAAAGUUGAAACUUCGAAAGAUGAAUUAAAAUCUUGCAAAUUUAAUCAAAAUAUUUUGAUUAAUGCAACUAACAUGGAAUUAAGUGAUGAGAUUGAUGAAGACGUGAAAGCUUUUGUGUUUGAUGGAAAUAAGAAAAUUUCUUUCCUUCCCAUCGUUAUUGAAAAUGAGACCAAAUACAGCGAAUUGAAUUAUUAUUCAGCUUGUUCUUGUUCCAUUCAAUUCAUCUCAGAAAAUAAUUUCCGGAAGUUUAGAAAUUUAACUUACAUCGCUUUAAGUGACAAUAAAAUUGAGACAAUCAGUAAUUUCGUGUUCAAAGGCUUAGUUAAACUUGAAUAUGUUUUAUUGGAUAGAAAUGCAAUAAAAUAUGUCGGACCGUAUUUGACGGAGGUUUGGUGGUUUCCAAAUUUAAAACUCUUAAACAUGAAUUCAAAUAAAUGUGUGAACUUCAACGCAACAACUGAGAAGGAACUCGAUGAAGCGAGAACAGAACUUUCUCAAAAAUGUAUCCCAAAGUUGGAUGAAAUUUGCAUUAAAAGUGAAGAAGGUGAAAAAAUUCUUUAUUGUGAUGACAUCGAAGUGAACUGCACUUGUUCUUUGAACGAACACAACAAGAUUUGUUCACUUGGCUAUGGAAUUUAUAACCAAUCUGAUGAUUACAUCGUCUUAGAGUUCAAUUUCAAUAGGAAAAUCUUUUUUCUCCCGGAAAAUAUCGGAAAGAAUUUCCCGAAACUGGAAGAAUAUCGAGCGUUCUACGGCUCCAUCAAAACCUUAACUCAAUCAAACUUCAAAGACAUGAAAAACUUGAAACAAUUACUUCUAAACGGAAACAAAAUUGAGAGAAUUGAUUCAAAUUUAUUUGAUGAGUUGUCAUCGUUAGAAACUCUAGGACUAGAUGAAAACAAGAUUAAGUUCAUUGACUCAAAAGCUUUUGAAGUCAUCACAAAGAAAAGUAUUCUGAUUAGCUUGUUGGGAAACGAAUGCAUUAGCAAUGUUGUAUCAAUAACUGAAUAUGAUGUUCCGAAUAUCGAAAUAAUUAGAAAUGAUUACAAAGAACUGAUUGAUGAUGAAUGUGGAGUUCCUUUAGACAUUUGUUCAUCAACUGAUUCGACGAAAUUAAACAACGAAAUUGACACAUCAUGUAAACAAAUAAGAGAAGGACAAACAUUCACAAACAAAAAAGUCGAUUUGUGUGUCAUGAGGAAAACCGCAGCAAUUUGUACAAUAAACGUGACAUUUACAGGCAAUCCAAAUGUCAACAACGCUUUGAUCUUUGAAGAUAACAAAAGAAUUCAAUUUCUUCCUGAGAACAUCAGCUCGUGGUUUCCAAAUUUAACCGAUUACAUCGCAAGAAAUUGUUCAGUCAAAGCGAUAUCAAAGAUAAACUUUUUGAAUCUCACGGAACUAAGAAGUUUGAAUUUAGAUUUCAAUGAAAUUGAGAGACUUGAUGGGGACAUCUUUGAAGGGCUUUCAUCAUUGAAAGCGUUUUCAAUUCAGAAUAACAAAAUUAAAUCUGUUGGACAAAACUUUGUCAGGAGAUUGCCAACAAUGUCAUUUAGUAACUUUAUCGGAAAUGUUUGCAUUGACGACAAUUUCACACGGGAAAACAUCACAUCGAAAGCGAUUAAAGAGAUUCAAGAUAAAUGUGAAACGAUUUCUACGAAAACUAUUUCUGGAUUGACUUGA